This is a messenger RNA of Daktulosphaira vitifoliae (grape phylloxera), 1913 nucleotides long. It is a transcript of the gene ZnT63C, whose product is annotated as zinc transporter 1. Bases 383 to 1702 code for a protein of 439 amino acids. Gene Ontology annotation, cellular component: membrane. Gene Ontology annotation, molecular function: zinc ion transmembrane transporter activity. Gene Ontology annotation, biological process: detoxification of zinc ion; intracellular zinc ion homeostasis; zinc ion transmembrane transport. The record is from RefSeq and is a predicted model, not a curated record. NCBI's taxonomy places the organism in Eukaryota, Metazoa, Arthropoda, Insecta, Hemiptera, Phylloxeridae. The transcript has 10 exons.
UAUUCCUUAUACGUAAAUCGUGUACUUAUAUUUAGUAGACUGUAGUCGUCUAGUGUGUUGUAAAAUACGAUUUUAUUUGUAAAAACAGUAACAAAGCAUUGGUCGGCGAUGUGCUUUGUUGUUACGGGUCACGGUAUUUUAUAGGUGUAAGAGAAGUUGCUAUACUACCCUAUUAUAUAUAACAAUUAUUUGAUAGUUUUUUUAUAUUUUUACCUAGCCAAUGAUUAAUUAUUAUAGAUGUAAUUUAUUUAUGAAAUCGUAUAGUAUACAUUUCAUACUAGAAUAAUGACAGACAAUAUUUAUCUAUUUUUUUUUUAUAUUGACUCCUCAUGGAAUAACCAGGAAAUCUUAGCAGAAAUUUCAUUUUAGAAUAAAUUUAACAAUGGGCCGUUAUAGUGGGAAAAAAUGCCGUCUUAUAACAAUGUUUUGGCUAACAACAUUUUUCUUCUUGGUAGAAAUUAUUGUUGGAUAUAUUACCAAUUCAAUGGCACUCGUUGCUGAUAGUUUUCAUAUGCUUAGUGAUAUUGCAGCGUUAGUAGUUGCAUAUUUAUCUGUUAAAAUGUCUCCUAAAAAAUGGUCAAAAAAUACAUUUGGAUGGGCUCGGGCUGAAGUAUUAGGAGCUUUAGUUAAUGCUGUAUUUUUAGUUGCUCUUUGUUUUUCUAUUACUGUUGAAGCAUGUAAGAGGUUUAUAGAAUCAAAACCAAUACAUGAUCCAAAGUUUAUUGCUGUGGUAGGAACCUUAGGAUUAUUUGUUAAUAUUUUGGGAUUGUUUUUAUUUCAUGCUCAUGGAAGUGGCCAUGGACAUUCACAUGGGGGCAUAUCACGUAGCCAUACAAGACUCACUCAAUUAGUUAGUGCUGGAGCUAGUGCUAAUGCUACUGAUGAUAAUGAUAAUGAUCAUCGUUUUAAUGUGCCGACCAUACAUUCACAUGAAUCAUCAGCUGGGCACAUGAAUAUGAGGGGAGUUUUUUUACAUCUUCUUGCAGAUGCAUUGGGCUCAGUAAUUGUGAUUGUAUCAGCUUUGAUUGUUUGGUUAACUGAUUAUGAAUGGAAAGACAAAGUUGAUCCUGCUCUUAGUUUGUUAAUGGUUAUUAUUAUUUUACAUUCAGUUUGGCCUCUAUUGCAAGAAUCAGCAUUGAUCCUGCUUCAAACAGUUCCUACUCAUAUUCAAGUAGAUGCUAUACAAAGGCGACUCUUAGACAGAGUAGAUGGUGUUUUAGCAGUUCAUGAAUUUCAUGUAUGGCAAUUAGCUGGAGAUAGAAUAAUAGCUUCUGCUCACAUAAGAUGCAGAAAUUUAUCUGAAUACAUGAAAUUAGCAGAAAAAGUUAAAGAAUUUUUUCACAAUGAAGGUAUUCACUCAACUACUAUUCAGCCUGAAUUUGUUGAAGUAGAGGUUACUGAAAAUAGAAAUGAAACACCCACUGAAGAUUGUGUUCUGGAUUGUCCUAAAACUGAUAUUCCUUGUCAGUUACAAACUUGUUGUGGACCUUCUAAGCAGGGUCGCGAUACACCUUCUCCAGUUGACACGCCAUAUUUGUGUAGACAACGCAAUACUACUGUUAUAUCUACCACUGAUUAUACUCAGGCAGGAAGUUCUCAAGAAAAUGAAAUGGAAUAUGGAGCACUUUUAAAUGAUAGACCAAAUAAAAUGAUAAAUAAUAAAAAUCCUCUGACUUUAGGACAUUAUCUUUCUGAUGUAUAGUGCAGUAUUUAUAUUAUUUUAUUAUGAAAGUAAAACUUUAAAAAUUAAUUACUUAAAUUUUUGUCUCAACCCUUAUAUCUUUGAAUUUUAUGGUUUUCUUUGGAAUUUUUUCAUUUUACUCUACCUUUUUUCUAUUGAUUUUUAAUUGUGUUGACGGAUUAGCGUUUAGGUGUGAGGAUCUCAUUUAAGUUUCAUUAAUUUUUCUUGGUAA